GUUUACUGUUCAAGCAAUUGACUAUUAAAUUUUACUGGCUUUUUAUGUGAUUAUGCGUUAUGGGAAGCAAAAACAUAGCAAAGCGAAUGCGGAAAUCUGGUUGUUUUGCUAUAAAAGCAGUGGGUAUGAUUUCAAUUAAUCACAACACCUGAUCGUCCAAUUCCAGUCGUAUCGAAAAAUCUAAUCUUAUUUCAAAAUGAAGUACCUUUUCGUGGUUGCCCUUAUUGCCCUGGCCAUCCAGGUGGCUUCCUCUGCUACAACUACAACAACUGAUGCCACUACCACAACCUCUGCGGCAACAACAACCACUGCAGCUUCAACAACGACGACAACCGCCUCUUCCACCCACAAAAAGCGUUGUUGGAGGGGCAACAACUGGUGCCACACUCGCAUCCCCAAGAGGAAGUGCAAGAACCCAAGGAGAUGCCACAAGACCGUCGUGAUUGUGACCCACAGGAAGAACUAGUUCCGACACUUUCCAUGAAAUCCAAAUCAAAAUAAAUACUAAAUAUUAAAAAAGGACUUUGGGUCGUACGGGAUUGAUAACAGUUUUAUUAGACAGCAGAUAACAUGCCAGUGCUGAUUAGGUUGUGGGCACAUCUCUAGAACAGCCACAUCUGCUCUCCGCAGACGCACUGACGCACCUUCCGCUCGAGCUCGCGCAUAAUGUUGAUCAGAUUUGUGCAGAGGGGAACACGUUCUUCACACCCAGUACACGACUUGCCACCA
Messenger RNA from Drosophila simulans, 729 nucleotides. RefSeq names its product protein new-glue 3. NCBI's taxonomy places the organism in Eukaryota, Metazoa, Arthropoda, Insecta, Diptera, Drosophilidae. The record is from RefSeq and is a predicted model, not a curated record. The transcript has a single exon. The coding region runs from base 197 to 466 and encodes 89 amino acids.